Trematomus bernacchii (emerald rockcod) is the source of this 5805-nucleotide messenger RNA. RefSeq names its product periplakin (gene ppl). Lineage: Eukaryota; Metazoa; Chordata; Actinopteri; Perciformes; Nototheniidae. Gene Ontology annotation, molecular function: cadherin binding; structural molecule activity. Gene Ontology annotation, biological process: wound healing; intermediate filament cytoskeleton organization. The record is from RefSeq and is a predicted model, not a curated record. Gene Ontology annotation, cellular component: membrane; cytoplasm; cytoskeleton. The coding region runs from base 131 to 5407 and encodes 1758 amino acids. The transcript has 22 exons.
CACAUCUCACACACAUAUACUGUAGGAGCGGAGCGAGCAGAGCACACACACACAGACACACACCGCCGAGGUUCACCUGUGCUGCUGGAUUGUUUUCUCUUCGGAAGCCUCUGACAGGUGACCUGUCAACAUGUUCAAGAAAAAGAGCAAGACCACGGCGAUAACACAGCCUCAGACCAGCGCUCCGUCCACAGAACUCAGCGCUCUGAUCGACAAGCUGCAGAAGAAUGCUGACAAAGUGGAGAAGAACAGCUAUGACAUCGAGCAGAACCUCAACAAGGAUGUGAGUAAGAUCAACGAGGGGAAGCAGCCUCUGUACCAGGAUGACACCAACAAGAGAAUUCUGGUGUCUCUGGAGCUGCUGAACGGGCUGGACGACGACGCGGUCAACGCCAAGCGGCUGCAGCACCCCCAGGCCGAGAUGAUCGAGAAGGACAUGAGGCAGCUGAGAGAGAAGGUGAUGAAGCUGAAGGAGGACCACGACCGGAUCUACCACCUGACCCGCACCGAGGGCCUGCCCAGCAUCAACUGGGGCAACAUGAUGGAUGAGAAGCUGGACAACCUGAACAACAAGGCCUUUGGCCAGGACCUGCCGUCAGUGGAGAACGAGGUGGAGGAGCACAACAUCUUCCACAGCGAGGUGGAGGCUCUCGCCCCUCACAUCUCCUCCGGCGGAGACAAGGAAUACGUCAGUAGCCUCCAGAUGAAGUACGCCAAACUACUGGCCAGCUCCAGCAGCCGGCAGCGCCACCUGCUGGGCCUGCGGGACUACAUGCAGCGCUGCACCAACGAGCUGUACUGGAUGGACCAGCAGGCGGAGGAGAGGGUCAACUACGACUGGAGCGACACCAACCUCGACUACCCCGCCCGCCAGAGGCAGUACGAGAACUUCAUUGGUAAAUGUCUUGAGUCCAAAGAGGCCACAAUCACUAAACUGAACGAUGAUGGAGAGAAGCUGAUAGCAUCGGACCAUCCAGGGAAGAACGUCAUCGAGGCUCAUACGGAGGCCGUGCACGCUGACUGGAAGGAGUACCUGAACCUGCUCAUCUGUGAGGAGAACCACCUCAAAUACAUGGACGAGUACCACAAGUACCACAAGGAGGCGCGGGACACUCAGGACCUGCUGAAGAGAAUGGACACGGAGCUCAGCCAGAAGUACAACCCGGAGUUCAAAGACGUGUAUCAGAUGGAGGGUCUGAUCAGAGAGCUGGAUGACCAAGCUAAGGCCAUGGACCACUUUGAUGACCGGGUGAAGGCUCUUCAGAAGCGCGGCCUGCAGGUUUCGCCUCUGAAGUACCGUCGGGAGACCCCCCCGAAGAUGCUGCCUGUUGAGGCUCUGUGCGAGUUCGACACAGAUGAUGGGGCGAUUUUGCGUGGGGAGAGGUACACUCUGCUCCGGAACAACGGGACCAAAUGGGACGUGAAGGACGCUGCUGGACAUCAGCUCACAGCCCCUGCCGUCUGCUUCAUGGUCCCCCCCACCGACCCCGAGGCAGUGGCAGUCUCUGACAACCUGGCCGGCCAGCAGAAGAGUGUGAAGCAGAGGAUAUCCGGCAGCAAGACCGUUCUGGCCAAACGCUUCGAGGAGCUGCAGAAGGCGAGCGGGACCGGCACCACAGAUAAGCAGGAGCAGCAGUGCCGCCAGCUGAUGGCCGGGAUGGACAAAGUGGUGAGUGACCUGGACAAACAGGAGAAGGCCAUCCAAGCUCGUGUUCGCCCCCCCCUGGAGCAGACCCGGCCCCUGCAGGACAGCGCUGACCGCCUGCAGGAUAUGAGGGAUAUCGCUGCUGCUGUCAGUAAGAUCGAACCAGAGAAGUCCUCUAAAGUGCAGGAGUCAAAGAGCUUCCUGGUUUCAAACCCAACCUGUGCCAGCGCUCCUCAACUUCACAGCAAGGUGGACGAAGCCAGCAAGAAGUUCUCCAACAUCGAGCAGCUCCUGCAGAGCUCUCAGGAGAAACUGAAAAAUUCCAACCAGCUGGAGACUUCUCUUCAAAAUGGAAAGACUCUGCUGUCCUCCUACGAGAACAAGCUGGCCAGGGAGGAGGUGGCUCCAUCUGACAUCUCCUCUCUGGAGAAAACUCAGCGGGAACUUGGGGAUAUUGCUUCAGACCUGCGGACCAAGAGGUCAGUGAUCGCUGAGACGGAGCAGAGCCUGCGCCUGGCCAAAAGCAGCUGUGACACCAUGGCAACUAAAUUCCAAGAGCACUGCCCCGACAUCGAGAGGCAGGAGGCGGACGUCCAGAAGCUCAACAAGCGGUUCAACAACCUCAAUAGGCAGACCGACACCAGGUCUCAGAGCUUGCAAAGAGCCAAGAUGUCUUACAGCAAUUACCGCAAUGAUUAUGACAAUCUGAACAACUGGCUGUCUCGCGUCCCAAACUACGAGCCCAAUGAAACUGAUAACUCGAGCCAAGUGGAGACCAAGCUGAAGAAUCAGAGGAACUUGCUCUCUGAUAUUGCCAGAAAAGAGUCUGAAUUGAACAAUGUGUCAAAAAAUGCCCAGCUCUACCAACAAGCUAUCAAAGACUACGAGAAUGAAACUGAGAAGUUCAGAUCCAUCCUUGACCUUGAGGAUGGACUUGUUCCUCAGACAUACAAGAGGAACAGACUGGAAUCACCUGCACUGAUAGUCAAGGCAGAGGAAGCUGCUAUUGAGGCCAAGUUCACUGAGGUGAAUGCUGUGAACAAGCAAAGGCUUCAGAGUCUGGAAUUCACUCAAAGUCUUCUCAACCAGCAACCUGAGAUCUCUAUGAUCCAGGCUACAAAUGUCAAGUCAGUCAAUUCUUCUGUCUCGGGAGAAGAGCCAUGGAGAAUCAAGAAGCAGCUGGAUGAUGAGGUCCAGAGGAGGGAACAGCUAGAGAGAGAAAUUGAAACUAUCCAGACUGACAUCUAUGUCCUUGAAGGACAGAGGCCCCAAGACACAAUUGUCAAGAAGGAGCUUAUCAAAAAGGUUCCUGACCCCCAGCUUGAUGAGGAAGUCCAUAAGGUCCAGCAGAAACUCUCAGAGGAGCGCCGCACUACCCAUGUCAUGGAGAAUGACCUUGAGGUACUGAAGCUGAAGCUGCGUGGCCUUGAUACAGAACUCAAAGAAGGGGCACAGCAAUACACUGUCAAGGAGGUCCUGCGUAUUGAGAGAGAUCGUGGUCAGGAGGAGGAGAUGCGUAAGCUUCGAGAGGAACUGGAUGAGCUAAGAAGGAACAAGUUGAUGAAGGACAAUGAGCUGAUUCUGAUUCAAAAGCAGGUGACACUCCUGGCUGAGGAAAAGAACAAGGAACAGGAGGUCAUCACUGAAGAGGAAGUGAUCAAAGUCCAAAAUGAUCCCCAGCUUGAGACAGAGUACCGAGUGCUAUUGGACAGGAAGCAGAAGGCAAUAGAUGGCAGGAAGCAGCUGGAGGAUGAACUUCAGUUUCUUCAGGAGAAGCUCAGAAGGAUGGAGAAAGAGAAAUCAAUGGCAGAGGAAAAGAUUUCCAUCAAAGAGGUUCUGAAAGUAGAGAAAGAUGUUGCCUUUGAAAGAGAGGUAGAAAACCUCAGAAAGCAGUAUGAAGAUGAGAAGGCCAAACGAAGAUCAUCACAGCGCGAAAAGACUGACUUGCAGAGGAAAAUUACCAGCCUAGAGGAGGAGAAGUCUAAGGUUGUUAUUCAGGAGAAGAUGCGGGAGAUCGUCCGCCCAGAUCCCAAGGCUGAGAAUGAGGUGGCCAAUCUGCGGCUUGAACUUGUAGAGCAGCAGAGGCGCUAUAGGGAUUCAGAGCUCCAGAUCAGAACCCUGCAGGAUGAGCAUACCACGCUGAGGAACCGAGGACCUCAAGUGGAGAUCAAAGAGAUCAUUAAAGAAGUCAUCAAAUACAAGACGGACCCGCAGACUGAACGAGAACUGGAGAGACUUCGCAAUGAAAUUGUAGAUAAAACCCACCAGACUGAGAAAUCUGAGAUGGAAAUCCGCCAACUUCGUGAUGAAAUUCAAAGAUGGAAGGACACCAAACCUCAAGUGCAGACCAAAGAGGUGGUCAAUGAAGUGCUGCAGUACAGAGAAGACCCUAAGACUAAGGAGGAAAUUGAGACUCUCAAAAGGAAACUGGCUGAUGAACAGAAGAAACGCCUUGACCUUGAGGGAGAACGAUCAGUUCAAGAAGAGAAGAUCAGACUGAGGAAAAUUGAUCUGUCUCAAGUCCGUGAAAAGGUUGUUCAGCAAGAAGUGGUCAAGAUGGAAGAAGAUCCUAUCCUCAGAUCAGAGUGUGACACCUUCUUACAAAAUAUCAACAAUGAGCAGAAACAAAAGGACAGCCUGAAAACUGAGCUCUACCAACUGCAGAGACAAAAGGCUGAUCUGGAUCUGCAACUCGAAGAGCUGGAACGUGAGCGUAGGGCAAGGCGCGAUGCAGAAUUGGAGAUCCAAAGACUUCGUGUCACACUUAAUGAGCUUGAGAUCCGCGACAAAGAGAACCGUGAGAAGGUGACUGUCAAACAGAAGGUAGUCUUGCAGCAGGAUCCCCAACAGGAGAAAGAACACUCCAUCCUCAGACUACAGCUUGAUGAAGAGAAGCACAAACGCACUCUGCUUGAGAAAGAGCUGAAUGUCCUCAUCCAGCAGCAGAUCACCCUGGAGAAGAUGGAUGUGAAAGAAAGAGUUGUUCGCACAGAGAAAGUUCAAGUAGAAAGGGACCCCGAGGCUGAGAUUGAGAUUGAGAACCUAAAGAAGACUCUGGAAGAAGAGAAAAGAAGAAGGAGAGAACUCGAUCAGGAGUUUACCACCCUCACUUCUAGGCUCUCUGAUAUGGAGUUCUCAAGCACCAAAUCUUCGAAAGAACUGCACUACAUCCGUGAUGAAAGCAGUCGUCUGCAACAAGAAAACCAAAGGCUCCAGAAUGAGAUCCGCAAGAUUCGCUCAGAGAUCGAUAUCACCAGCAAAGAGACUAGGCUUAUCACAGAGUCUGCACCAAGGGAUGAUGGAAAGAACCUGGAGUUGAGGCUUGAUUCACUACAGAGAGAACUAGCAGAGCUCCGAGGCAUUACCACACAAAAGGAUGAGGAGGUUGAAAGGCUUCAGAAGAACCUGGUGGCAGUGAGACAGAAGAAGGAACAGAGGGAGAGCCAUCUCCGUAGGUCUAUCGUGAUCAUUGACCCCGACUCAGGCAAAGAGAUGAGACCAGAGGAGGCCUACAAACUAGGGCUGAUUGACUGGAAGAUGUUUGUCAACCUGCAGAGCCAGGAGUGUGACUGGGAGGAGAUCUCAGUCAAGGGCCCCAAAGGAGAAUCCUCGGUUCUGCACGACAGAAAAUCAGGGAAAAAGUUCUCCAUCGAUGAUGCGUUGCGUCUCGGGCAUAUCACAAAUCACCAGCUUCAGCAGUACAUGAACAAAGAAAUUACCAUCCAGGAGUUUGGUGUUAUGGUAUCGGGCAAGACCAUGUGAAUGCAAACAUGAAAAGAUGUCCUCAGCGUCAUCUCUGUUUGAACCUCCUUGUUUGUUUUUUAAUUGUACUUCCCAUUGGCAUUACUUUAUCUAUGAUUACUCAAUAAAUGUAUUUAUUUGCUAAUGCAUAUAUAAUGUUGUGGUACUGGAAUAAAUAUAAGGAUUGAUAUAACUAUACUGAUUACAUAACAUUUUGGAUUUGCUCAGCUGGGUUUAGAUGUAUUACACUGGGUACUAUGGUAAAAAACACAAUUUUGCAUAUCAGGAUUAAAUAAUGCCAAAUGUGCAUGGGUACUAAAUGUUUCAUUUAUUCGUGGGGUUUUCCAUGGUCUACUGUAUUUGCUGUGUGCUCUGUAAGCUUCAAUAAAGUCAAAUCAAACUGCAAAAAGUGUAUGGAU